Molecule: messenger RNA, 1255 nt
Organism: Helianthus annuus (common sunflower)
Lineage: Eukaryota; Viridiplantae; Streptophyta; Magnoliopsida; Asterales; Asteraceae
Product: MYG1 protein
Exons: 7
Coding region: 63-1142 (359 amino acids)
Cellular component (GO): nucleus; cytoplasm
Source: RefSeq, a predicted model, not a curated record
AAAAUAUAUCAAACCUUCGUUAGAACAACAAGAGGUUCGAAGUAGAAGUUGCAGGCUUAACAAUGGCGGCAUCCUUUCAGCGGCUUCAAACCUUCGUUACACGCACUUGUCUCCCAAUCAACUCAACCAUUUCUCGAUUGCCUUUCUCCACAUCUUCCACUCCACCAUUAAAACGAGUCGGCACUCAUAACGGCACCUUCCACUGCGACGAAGCCCUAGGAUGCUAUAUGAUCAAACUCACCUCAAAGUUCCACGCUGCUCAAAUCAUCCGAACCAGAAACCUUCAGGUUUUGGAUACACUUGAUGCGGUGCUAGAUGUCGGAGGAGUGUAUGACCCGAGUAGCAACCGGUUUGAUCAUCAUCAGAAAGGAUUUAGUGAGAUACUUGGUGAUGGAUUUGGCACCAAGUUAAGUAGUGCUGGCCUUGUAUAUAAGCAUUAUGGAGUUGAGAUAAUUGCAAACACGGUUCAGCUGGAUGAGGGGCAUCCUGAUGUGCGUAGACUGUUUUUAGCUGUUUACAAGAAUUUCGUAGAGGCAGUUGAUGCUAUUGACAAUGGAAUCAAUCAGUAUGAGACAGAUCAGCUUCCCAGAUAUGUGAACAAUACAACUCUCUCCUCGAGAAUCUCCAGAUUGAAUUUGAACUGGUAUGAUGAGGAUCAGUCACCUGAGAAAGAAGACGAGGCCUUUCAACAUGCAAUGACACUAGCUGGCAACGAAUUUAUGGAUUGUAUCCACUUCCAUGCAAAAUCAUGGUUGCCAGCAAGAUUGGUUGUAAUGGAAUGUCUUGCAGCACGAAAGAAUAUUGAUUCCAGUGGCGAAAUCAUGUUAUUGACCAGGUCUUGCCCUUGGAAGCUUCACAUAUUUGACCUUGAGGUGGAAAUGAAGGUUGAUCCAGUUUUGAAAUAUGUUAUCUAUCAGGAUGACAGGAAUAAUAGAUGGCGAGUGCAGGCAGUAGCAGUGUCUCCAGAUAAAUUUGAAAGUCGAAAGCCUUUACCAUUUCAUUGGAGGGGUUUGACCGAUGAUCAUCUGUCUGACGUGGCAGGAAUAUCUGGUUGUAUAUUUGUUCAUACAAGUGGUUUUAUUGGUGCAAACAAGACCUAUGAGGGUGCACUCGCCAUGGCAAGAGCUUCUUUAUUGGCUUAAAGCUACAAGAUCCAAUACUCAAAACCAUUUUGUUGAAUCGGUAUAAUCUUAUAUAGAACAAUAGAUAAUCAUAACAGAGGUACUUAGGUAUGAACUUUGAUUUUGGUACGGUA